This is a messenger RNA of Acanthaster planci (crown-of-thorns starfish), 4147 nucleotides long. RefSeq lists its product as uncharacterized. NCBI's taxonomy places the organism in Eukaryota, Metazoa, Echinodermata, Asteroidea, Valvatida, Acanthasteridae. The record is from RefSeq and is a predicted model, not a curated record.
UUCAUGCAGAUGUGCAGGUGGAUUUGUACUUAGCAGACUGCAAAAUAUUGGGUAUUAUAAAUAAAAUGGUCACUGCCCCACUCUGGCGUGUAACCGAGGCACCAGGUCACAUACUUGAUAUGUGCAACAUCUAUUCAAAGAUGCACAUAUUCUUUAAGGAAAUUCUUGAUUCCGAUGAGAAACUUGUCAACUUUAUCAAAUGUCGCAGCACAUGUUUUGAUGAAAGUCUGAUUGUCAAAGAUGAAGUGUUUGAAUCUUUGUCAAGUGAAUGGCAAAAUGAUGACAUCACAUUAAGCAUGAUGCAACACACCCUCAUUGCACUGCAACAACUAACCAGUAGAGUAACUGCGGAUUAUUUGCCAGGCAGAAAAUACCACAAAAUGACAAGAUCUACAUCUUUCAAAACACAAACAGCCUCAGUACCAAAACACAACAUACUACCGGAGAGAAUAUUUGGAUAUCUAGAUCACUUGAUAAAGAAACGCCCGAAUGCAUCUGCAAUUGCCAAUGAAGCCCAGGUUAUGUCUGUAUUUAACAAAACGUCACAUUUUAUUUCAUCUCUUGGUCAGGAAAGGAUGGCGGAGAUGAUUAGCAGUGUAAUAGGUAAACCAACAAAAGAGUUGCGAGAAAAAGCAAAACAGAGAGAAAAACUUCGACAUGAAGCACUGGUAAAAAAGCAGCAGGAAAAACAAAAUCAACUUGAAAAGAGUCAAAAAUUGAAAUUGAAACGUAAAGAAGAGUUGACAAACGUAAUAAUUGAUGCCAGUCUUUGGCAGUCAAACCAGCAGGUUGAUGAUAAAAUGGAUCAGUGCGAAAGUGACAGAGAAAGGUACCAGGCCUGCAAGAAUCAAAUAAAAUUUAGAAGGGAAGUGCUGCAUCAAUAUUUGCCAGAUGACAAAAAAAUCAAAUUUUCGGACCAAGGUGCUAAAAAGGAUUGGACUGCCAUGCGUGACCACUUGUACAAGUUUAUUGAGGCGGCAUCAUCAGUUGCUUCCAGUAAAUAUGUAUGUUUACAUGUGUUUCCAUGGCAAUAUAUAAUUAAUACAAUUGUGAUUUUGAAAGACAAAUUACAUUCAUUUUGUUGUGUUAACCUCAAAAAAAUUGUUGACUAAAAAUCAAAGCCGUGAGGUUUUUUUGAAAAGUUACUUACAAUUCAAUUUGUUUACGUAUUUGUUUACACCAAUCUAUUUCUCCAUAAAAAAGUAAACAAAUAAAAUAGUCAUUAAUUAGUUUAUUUCUGGAGAUAUUGGUUUAAUUUCUUGACAGUAGGAACUAUAAGCUUGAUGCUUCCACCCCACUUUACAAAAAAUUGAUUUUUUUACAAAAUACUUAUAUUAAGUGGCACUAAAUAAACGUGUUUCUUUACUUUUGUUACCAUGGCAACAAAAUAUUUAUUAACGAUUUGAUUUCUUUAAAUCAUGUUAUGAAGCGGAGCGACUGUCCAUCAGCUACCCCCACUACAAAAAUAAAGUGCAUAUGUUUUUUGUCACAGAAAUAUUGAGUGUCAAAUUUGUUUACUGUUUUGUUUACAUGUUUAACACUUACCUAUUUGAUUCCAUUGUCUCCCAAAUAUUACCAUGGUGUCCAUUGACUUUUUAGACAAAGAAGUACGGAAACCUUCACUUUUUGUUUUGGCAUAACUUUUGAACCAGAUGUCCGAUUUUGAUGAUUCUUGCACCAUUCAACUUCUUUUGAAACAUGCUUUCAAAAUUUGUAGAGAGGGGAAGGUUUUCAACAAGAAGAAAAAAUCCAUUUCAGACCCUACUACUGGCAUAACUGGCGAAUGAACAGAACACUUACUUGUAAAUUAUUCAGGAUGUUGAUUGUGCUGUCUUUGGAAAUAAAUUUUGGAUAAUUUUGAACCUAUUUUAAACUACAUUUACGUGAUCAACUACAGCUUGGAGGCUGCCAUGGCCAUCAUGUUCAGAAAUAUGGAAUCAGGGAAAAACUUUUUUUGGCAUGAAGUGGAAACCAUGGAAACUGGCCUGUUCUUUUAAACCAGGCUCCCAUGUUAUUGAAUUUCUGUUCACAUCUGUAGCCCCCUCCCCCAAUGUUGUUGCCCCUUUCUUGAAGUUAGUAGGGUUUAAAAAUGUCAUAAAAAUGGCCAAUGAGUAUGGAAUGUUUUCCCAAGGGGCCCAUUUUUGGCAGGGAAGUAUACAAAGAGCCCUGUUUGUGGGUCUAGCCAGUGACAACAUAACUGAUUGAUGAAGUGUUAUACAUGUAGGUACACUAGUGGAGUUCCUAGUCCAAGUAACCAGAGGUAGGACUCUACAGAUUUCCUCUUUUAAUGUUUUGGACAUGAGGAGGUAACACACUUUUACUCAGUACAGUCUUGAUUCUUGUCAGGCUGUGUAAUUCAGAGUUGAUUUGCCUUUUUAUACAUGUGCAUUCAUGGGAUUUGCAACUCAUGAGGGAUUAUAUGUUCAACAAAUUCUCACAAGAGUUGAGAUUGCAUUGAACAGUUUCACAUAAAACAGCUCAUAAAUGUAGGCCUAAUAGGCCUACAAAGAGUUCCAUACAUGGACAUUACUUGACACCCUGUUUCCGAAGUGCGAAUGCUUUUAUACAUGUAUUUCCACUGCUGAAUUUGACUCUCUAAGAUGUUAUCACUUUGUGAUGGCUGAUACACUACAUGUACUUUUGAGAAAUAUCUCCUGUAGGAUUCUGUUGGAACUGUCAGUAGGUUCACUUACAUCUAUGUACAUGUGUGUUUUGGAAGAACAGGAAAAUUUCACAUUCAGUUGGGAACCCUCCUUUCAUUGAGCCAAAGGUGGCCAUCUUCUUGUAGCGAUGGAAACUGUAUGCUAAUGUUCAGGGAUGAUAUCGAUGAUGUCUGAUUGUCACAAUGGGCCAGCCAAGUGCACCAUUCAUAAAUUGGGCCUGCAUAGGGUGCGUGCACUGAUGGAGGACUCUAGGCCUUGAGGCCAAUUUUUGGGACUUGUGACUCAGCUGGGACUCUGGCCAGUUUUGACUCAGCAAUGCUCAAACUUGGCUAUUAGCUGACUCGGACUUGAGUCAAGUCUGUUCAAAACUAAAUAAAUUUUUAGAAAUUCGUUUUAAAAGCCUGUCAUACAUGUGUAUCUGUUGUCUGCACGUUUAUGGUUAAUUCUUUACCCAAAAUCUCUUUUAGACUAUACCUUAAGCUUGAUGAAAUUUCACUGAAACUUGAGGUAAAAAGUUUGCUUUAUCAAGGCAAUAAGAAGAAACAUUGGGAUACAUCUGUCACUGUCAGUCUUAUUUCUUGAUUUAUUGAUAAUUUCGGGCAGUUGCCUUUUCUUUUGUAAUUGCAGUUCUUGAAGAUUUAUUUAAAAGGAGAGGUACAUGUUAAGAUCGAGAUUUCACAUACUUGUACAAUGUAUGUAUAAGAUCGGCUGAAUGCAAUCUAAUUGUACUGAUUGACCGAUCACAGCCAGAUGAGUGUGAUCGCAGAUUGAAUUCUUGCUGAAGUUUCGCCCUACCAAAAAGCUUUAUUUAAUAGACCUAUAAUGUAUGCGCCUUUCAUGUUCAAAAUCCAGUCUCCCAAAAAGUUUUAUGGAUACCGUAGUUCAAUUCAGUUUUUGUGAUUCAUGGCCAUGGAAGAAUUCUUUUAAAGGGAAAUAGUCGAAUUCGAAUAAGGUCUGAAAUCCAUCUUGUAAAUGCAUGUACGUAUUCACAAUUACAAUUAAAGCAUGAAACUAGAAAGAGAUUUGUUGUAAAAUUUCUACUGCUGCCAAAAUACUCAUUGCGCAUAUUCAGUUCCCUUGCCAGUGCAAUAGCAAACACAUAUCUGGACUGUGAACCGGUCACAUAUCCAUUGCCUUAGCUACUUAAGGUCAGUGGUGUGCGGCAUAGGGAGAAGUACAACUCGGACUCAGAUAAGUCGAACAGAGUACUGGUAGUAUGGUAUUAGGCAAACCAAACUAACCCAAACUUGAGACCCAAACUCAACUGUGAAAAUGCGUAUUUUAUUUAUUUGGCAGUGGUAUACAGUUUGUGCCAGGAUCUCAAGAGGAAGGGUUGUACAUGUAUGUGGGGGUAAUGACUAGGCCAGCCAUGUUUCAUUUGAAAAGGGGGAUUGCACUACAUGGACAUGACACUAGGGGGCAGUCUUCGUGAUGCAGAUGGGAGAGGGGAGCACAAUCACAAUAUUAUAGUCAUAAUGUACAUU